Hymenoscyphus albidus is the source of this 1347-nucleotide messenger RNA. NCBI's taxonomy places the organism in Eukaryota, Fungi, Ascomycota, Leotiomycetes, Helotiales, Helotiaceae. The record is from the annotation of a GenBank genome assembly.
UCUCCCUCCCGUCCUCUAGCUGGGCUAAGAGCUCGCGAGUCCCCCCCUCGAGUUCAGCUCCGGACUUCUCUUUUCCUAUCACUCUUCAUCCACCUAUAUCUUCACCGUCCCCAUCUCCCCACUGCAACCCAUCUUUCAUACCCACCACACUUUGUACUUUCUCUUGUCACUCCAUCAAUUUUUCAUACAUACCAAUUGAGGUUUCGCAAUGGCCACGCGAAAGAGAAAGCAGGACGAGGAGCUCGUCGCUUUGCCUAGCGAUGAGAGUGAGGAGGAAGAGGAGUACGUUGAUCCGCCUCCCAACACGCUUGAAUCCUUUGAUUUGCGUCGCGUAUUCCUUUUGCUUUCAUGAUGGGAAUGACUUUAAGAAGCAUCAAGUGGUGUUUAAUCCCUCUCCAGUUCUGUGGUCGGCGCAAUGCAUCAAUGUAUCAAUGCGCCGGUGUUGCAAAGAGCUCUGCACCCCCUUCGAGCAUACCAGAUCAUGGCUCAUUGAGUGUACGAGCUCCAAUGCAUCAUUGAUGCUAAUAUUUCUCCGCUAGGUACGAAGACUCCGAUAUAUCAGAGGGAGGAGCAGGUGCGGCUGAAUCGGACUCAGAGGAAGGGAGUGAGGAGGAUGAAGAAGACGAGGAUGCUGAGGAGAAUGGGAAAGCCGAAGAAGGUAUGCGCUUGCUUUUCUCCUAAGAUAGCAUCAACAGAUUUGUGGUCGCAUCAAUAGAUGUGGCGACCACAAAUCUCCACACUGACAACGCCAACAGCCCCCGAGCCCGCAAGGAAGAAACGCAAAACUGGCGAAAAAGGCAAACUCGGUCAUGUUGGUGGUAAAACCCAGACUGCUGCCGAACCACAAGUCGUAGAGCAGGACGACGAGGAAGAUUCUGCGACUGGUGAAGACGACGAAGAAGCCGAACCUGUAAAGAAACCCGAAGUCGUCAAGGGCAAAGCGGUCCCGGAGACAGCUGAGGAAUCUGACAAGGUCGUUGCUGCAGAAGAGGACGACGAUUAGAUGCGCUCAUUCAUCGUUGAGUUCAAUGCGCUUAACCGCGCAAAGCGCUGCGGAUAUAAAACCAUGAUGUGGUGAUGAACAGGAACAUUGGGAAUUGGGUAAUUCUUUCUUCGCGGGGUAUAAUGAAUUUAUUGAAAGGGAUAUUCGGAUCGCGAGGUGUUUUCAAAGAAGGAAUUUAUUUGGAUUGUAUGUAUACAAGCAAGGAAAAAAUUCAUCUUUUGGACGUUCGCGGUUGGCGGGGCCAAGUUGUCUUCUUUUGGAUUUUCAGCUUCUGUCUGUGCUGGCAUGGCAUUUUCUGGGGAUCGUGUACCCCGCGAUGGGCAAAUCAAAAGAUGACAUCUGUG